Molecule: messenger RNA, 2943 nt
Organism: Acanthocheilonema viteae
Lineage: Eukaryota; Metazoa; Nematoda; Chromadorea; Rhabditida; Onchocercidae
Source: the annotation of a GenBank genome assembly
AUGUGUGCUAACACGGCAGAGUCUUCCAUUCGAAAAGAUUUAAAUAAUCGAAAACGUCGAAGUGAUGUCCGUUUGAGUACCACUAAUCAAAAGUAUAUGACGCCAUCACCCGGUAAUGGAAGAUCAUCAUCCGAGAGACUUUCCUCAAAGAUGAAUUAUCAGUCACUCAGUUAUACGGAUUUGCUAAUUUGUGGAUAUAUGAUUAAGUUACCACCAAAUAUACAACCAUAUGCUACGCAACGAACAAUGAUUGCAAAAAUUCUUACUACUUUAAAGAAUAAACUUAAUGCGCUGAUUGAAAGCCCAACAGGGAGUGGCAAAACACUUGGACUUUUAUCAGCAAGUUGUGCUUGGCUUGAAAGAUACAAAAGAGAACGUACACAAUCGCGAAAUGAAUGCAGAGCAUGUCGAGGUGAUGUUAACAGUGGAUAUAUUGAGAAUAAAAUUACAGAUCAAAUCAUAUUGUUUGGUGAAUUAAGCGAUAAUGAUAUGAGUGAUAAUAACAGUAAGAAUAAGAAUGCUGCAUCAGCUGAUUGUAGAUGUGAUGCCGAAUCAUUUUCUACAUUAGAAGAUGAAUUUGAGAAUGAUUUUUGCGCAGUUACAAGCUCAUCAAUCGCAUCGAAUAAGUUAGAGGGUAUUGCCUCAUUGGAUGAUAGCAAAAUUGUGAAGAAAAAUGAGGAAGAAGGCCACACUUGUUUACCACGUAUAACAGUAUACUAUGGAAUGCGAACACAUAAACAAAUUAGCCAAGUAGUAAAAGAAUUCUCACGCUUACCGUAUGGACAGGAAGGCAUCAUAAAGCACACAAUAUUGGCAAGUCGUGAACAUAUGUGUAUCAAUCCAGCAAUACGUGCUAGUGAUGAUAUCAAUACUAAAUGUAAAGAAUUCAUAUCUUCGGAUGGGAUUGGUUGUUUAUACAAAAAUUCAAUGCGUGGAAAAUAUGAAAGACCGAAUGCAAUAAGACGUUUGGUUGCACAAACUACUGGAAAGACGAAUUGUAUCUGGGAUGUAGAGGAUCUUGUUGAAGCAUUAAAAUGUUCCACACCACCACUUUGUCCCUAUUUUUCAACAGCUCGAGUACUUCUCGAUGAUGCUGAUAUUAUUUUUUGCCCGUUUUCUUAUCUUAUUGAUCCUAUUAUCCGCGCUAGUUCUGGUUUAAGCCUGAAAAACGCAGUAGUUAUCCUCGAUGAAGCGCAUAACGUAGAAGAUGUUUGCCGUGAAGCUGUUAGUUUUACAUUCAUGGAGCGUGAACUGGUUGACGCAGCUGCAGAUUUAUAUAAGAAAGCAACAGAACUUGAAAAAGAGCUCGCAAAAGUGGAUGCUAAAAUUGUUGCGGAAGAAGGAUUGAUUGAAACAGAAGAUAACAGAACGGGAAGAUAUAAAGAAUAUUUGGAAAUGAUGAAGGGCCAUUUUAAAACAGUAAUUAAUUUUUUAAACAAAAUAUUGGACUGGUUUGUGAGUAUAUCAUCGAAUGCGCUGCAAUCGGCACCAAUGAAAAAGGAUCGGCUUACCUAUACUUACAGUUGGGAAAAGCUUUUUACAACAUUCCUGAGCAACGACUUGAAUAUAUUUGACAAAACCGGUAAAGGAACCGCUUAUUCGGGUCUGUUGGAAGCAUUUGUAUCUAUUACUGGUGCAGGUAAUGAAAAUGAUGAGUUUCAGUCCUGCUUAAAAUAUUAUAAGCCCUGUGCUACAACAGCUGUUUGUGUGGAAAAGUUUUUGUAUUUUUUCAAGUCAUAUUUUCGAGAUGAUAAUCGUACUGCUUAUAAACUCUUUAUAUGUAUCGACAAGCCAUUUGUACCAUAUUCUCAAUCAACUAUUUUUGAUACAGUAAAGAACUCGUUAAAUAAUGUUGAGAUCUUAGAUAUGAGUUCAUACGAUAAAGAAAAGGAAGUAUGGUUAGAUUCAAAGACGCGUCUGAAAGGAUAUCGCGAAGUGAAGUAUGGCUAUCGUGUUGCAAUCAGUUUUUGGUGUAUGCGCCCAUCGCUGGCUUAUGCAGAUGCAUUCAAAGGAUGUCGCAGCGUUAUUUUAGCUUCCGGUACACUUUCCCCAACGGACACUCUUCGUACCGAACUUGGUACUACUUUUCAGCAAGAAAUGGAGGGAUAUCAAAUUAUACCAAAUGAACAAAUUUUCGCUGCAGUAAUUCCAUCUGGACCAAGCGGUGAAAAAUUAUGUGGUACUUACAGAAUUAUCAACCGAGAUGAUCGAUUUAUACGGGAAAUUUCAUUGAUUCUGAGCCAUAUUUGUAAAAUAAUACCAAAAGGUGUAUUAUGUUUUUGCUCAAGUUAUCGUGUCUUGGAUCAAAUUUAUGAAUAUAUGGAAACGAUGGGUAUUUUAAGACAAAUACAAAAUAUCAAGGUUGUUUUGAAAGAACCACGACGUUCAUCACUAAUGAGUGCUGUUAUGAUGCAGUAUGAAAAUGCAAUUGUUAAUCCCUUGAACUUCGGACCACAGUGUACCGGCGCAUUGAUGAUGGCAGUUUUUAGAGGCAAAGUAUCGGAAGGCAUCGAUUUCACUGACGAUAGAGCUCGUUGCGUGGUGACAGUUGGUAUACCAUUUCCCAAUGCUAUGGAUGAGCAAGUUGUUGAAAAGAAAAAGUAUAACGAUGAUUACUGUGCGAAAUUACGGAUCUUGUCGGGUGAUGAAUGGUAUACGAUGCAAGCAUAUAGAGCUCUCAAUCAAGCCUUGGGAAGAUGUUUACGACACCGUUCCGAUUGGGGGUCGAUUUUGAUGCUUGAUGAACGAUUGUUGCAAACACAAACAAAUCCAAAUGCCAAAAAAAUUUCACGAUGGAUACGCGAGCAGUUGCGACCAUUAACAAAUUAUGAACAUUUCCUUAGUGAAUUAACCAAUUUCGUUAACCAAAUGGAAACCAGGAAUUCGCACUUACUCAAUGAUAAGAACUUCAGUGCUAUGAAUGUUGUUGAUGAUGAGAAGUAA